GGCUCGGCCCCAGCCCUGCCUGGCCCACGGCAGGAGGCAGCUGCCUGCGCGGGUGCCCGCCACGCCUGCACCCUUCUGGCACAGCAGGCAGCGCCCGGCAGCGCCCAGCUCGGUGCCCUCUCCUCUGGACCGUGGCGGGUCAGUACUGCGUUGGUGCUGGGGAGGAGGAAGAGGAGGAGGAGGAAAAGGCUGUUGGAUGCUCACGGUGCUGCCCCUCUUGGGGUGGCCUCGGUGAGGCUGAUGGGGCUGUGCCCGGCCCUAGAGGCUCCUGACCCACUGGUCUGGGAGGGCGCCCCAAAGCGCAGCGGGGGGAUGUUGGGACUCUGUGCGGACACUGCUGCCUUCAAACCCUUCGAGCAGGCCUGCUGAAGGAGUCCCGCACCCAGCCCCGAGGGGACCCGGCGGGCGGGGGCGAGCGGGGUGGCUGCUCUGGCCACCCUGAUGGAGCCGGCGGCAGGCGAGGGGGCAGAACCUGGGCCGAUGCAGGCAGCCCAUGGGGAAGGCUGUGCCAGGCAGUGGGACGAGAGCGAGACCGUGGGGUCGGGGGACCCCGCGGAGCCGCCCCAACACUGUGGAGAGGAGUCUGCUGCUGCCUGGAGAUGCUGGGAGCUGCCACCGACGGAGGAUGCCAGGGAGCCGCUCCUGCCCGGGCAUGAGCAGCCGCCUGCCCACGGUGCCUCCCUGCCUGCGGGGCAGGACCCUCCCGCUACCGACAUCGUCCCCGUCCUGACCCGCUGGGAGAGUCCGUGGCCCAGCUCCGAAAGCGUCUCUAGCUCCAUCCUGAGCCUCCUCGGCGAGGCAGAGAAGGCAUCGAGCGAUGGCGCGGCGGUGGCAGCGGGGCCGUGCCCCGUGCUGGCGGGCAGCGAGGACGAGUGCCCCAUCUGCACGGAGCCUUACGACGAGCAGCGGCACAAGGCGGCCGUGCUGAACUGCAGCCACGGGCUGUGCCGCUCCUGCCUGCGGGCCAUCAUGGACACGGCUACCGGCGCCGAGCUCGGCCGCGUGCGCUGCCCCAUCUGCCGCCAGAAGACGCCUAUGCUGGAGUGGGAGAUCUGCAAGCUGCAAGAGGAGCUGCUCCUGCUGCACGCCCAGCCCGGCUCCCCCGGAGCCCUGGCCACCCCUCGGCCCCCUGCCCUGCCGCCCCGGCGUCCGGGCCUGGCCGGCGCCCUCGAGCAUCGCUUCCAGGUGCGCUUCCACACCAGCCGCAUGUUCGGGUGCCUGCCCUGCGUGCGGUACCCGCCCUGCCUGCUCCGCGCCCUGGCCCGGCUGGAGCGGCGCUGCCGCUGCUGCUACCUCCUGCUGCUGGCGCUGCUGCUGGCGGCAGAGAUGCUCAGCCUGCUCCUCAUCUUCCUCCCCAUCCUCCUCAUGGUGAUGCUCUUCCUCAUCCUUGACAAAUAGCGCUGGCUUUGUACGCUCCGGCUGAGCGUGCGUGGGGAAGGAGCCCGGCUCCGGCUCUGCCCGCGGCCGUGGUGCCAGCGGGGAGCAGGCCUGUGACCCUGGUGCCUGGCACACCUGGCACUGCCCGUGAGCCCAGAGCAGAUGAGGCAGCGAAGGAGCAGGAGCAGGCAGCAGAGGGAGGCGACCCUGGAGCUGGGCAUUACCUGCGCCGUGGCAUCGGUGACACAUCGCUGCCGCAGCCCGGGGGCGGAUGGAGUGGGAGCCCUUUCUGCGCUGGGGCACAUCCCUGCCUGGGGGCUGGGCACCAGAUAGGCUCUGCUGGCAGAGCAGGGCUGUGCCACGGGCUGUGCCAUGGGCUGUGCCACGGGCUGUGGCACCUGAACCCAGGACAAACGGUCUGGGAUCCCCCAGCAUGAACUGAAAAUACAACCUGUGUUUGUACCACAGCCGUGGUACAGCUGAGUUCAGUGCUCAGUCUCAGCAUGUUCCCUUGGGGCCCGGCAGUGCCACAAGGAGGGAAUGGGCACCGCUGGUGCACCCACCUACAAGGGAUGCGUGCUCCGCCAUGGCACCUCCCAGCCCCUGGUGAGCCGUGCCAGCCCGUUCUCAGACUGUGCCCUUCGGGGAGAUAAGUGAGCAAACAUGGCUCACUCAGUGCCAUACACGGGUGGAGGAGCCUGUGGUGAGUGGCACUGGGGCUGUGCCCACAUGGGACCUGCCAUGGAGCAGGAGUGUCCCAGGGCUGAGCAGGAUCUGGGCUCUGCCUUUUGCUGCCAGCCUCAUGUGGGGCCACACGCCAGCCAGGUGAUGUCUGGGUCACAGUGUGGCUGCUCUGCACCUUGCUCCUCCUCAGGGGGACAGGGAUGGGCAUCUUCCCAGGCUUUCAGCCACCUUUGGGCUGGUGGUGGGUGGAAGGGAGCUGUCAGACCCUCAAAAUCCUCCCAGGAUUCCAUUUCAGGGGUGUUGAUACCCACCCCCAUAGGCUGGAAUGUGCAGCAGUCUGUUUGUCACUGCAGGCCUCCUCUGGGUGUCCUGCCAAGGCUUUGUGCUGACCCCGUGCCAAUUCCCCCCUUCCUGUGCUGUCCCCCUUCUCUGUCCCCCUCAACCCAGCCCUGCUGGGGGGCUGGUGACACUGCUGUGCCCUGUCCUCCUGCCUGGCUAUGCUGGGCUUGUGCAACCAUCCCCAUGUCCUGGUUUUGACCUUCUCCCCUGGAAACACCCCAAGGGCACCUCCCCAGGGCUGUGGCUGUGGGAGACAGAGUGCCAACCCCCCCCUUCCCCUUCCCCUUCCCCUUCCCCUUCCCCUUCCCCUUCCCCUUCCCCUUCCCCUUCCCCUUCCCCUUCCCCUUCCCCUUCCUCCUGCCCAGAAGCUGGGGGGUUGAGCAGCCAGCGAGCACUGCUGUGCCCACACAGCCCCACGUAGAACCCCUGUCCUUGUGCCCAGGAGGGCAGAGAUUGGGGCUAUGGGCUUUGCCAGGACGUUGGUGCCACUCAGCAUCAGCGCUGCCAUGGGCUGCUCUGGCAAAGUGCUGAGGCACAGGGUAGGAGCGGGGCACCCCAAAACAGGUCAGGUCAGCAGGCAGAAGCAGGUGGGUACCCCCAGUCCUGGCGGCACCAAGGAAUAUUUAUACCAAGUGGAGCAGCUCCAUCAGGAGAAGUGCCAGUUCAGCCCUGGCUGGGGCAUUUUUGGCUCCGUGGAGCCUGUAGGGAGGGGGAGCUCAGACACCCGGGAGGCCCUGUCACCAUCUGGGAGCCUCGUGCCCCUGCCCUACAUUGCGUGGGGGUGUUGGGGUGAACCAGGCCAGACCUGUCCCCAUGGGACACCCCCAGCAUUCCUGCGCCCCCUGAGCCAGCUCUUCAGCUUUCAGCACUCAGUUUUCACCUCUGAGUGCUGAAAGCUGAAGAGCACCUCCAUCCCCCCGAGAAGGGGGUCCCUGGGGGCUGGGAUGGACCCUGGGGGCCAUGUGGAGCCUGGCUGCAGUAUCCACUCCCAGAGCUGGGUUAUAUUUAGCAACCUGAGAAUGGUGAGCAGAGUUGGGGGCUGACAGGGCUGACCCAGGGCUGUGCAGGGCUCCUGCUAUAGGCACAGCUUCCAGCGCAGCCCCCCAAACCCACGCAACCUUCCCACUUGCAGCCCUGUCCCCUCUCCCAAGCCCCUGACACCCCAUCGCACCACCCCAAAUGCUUCAUCGCAUCUACCUGCUGGCACCAGGUGAUGGGGUGCCCCCACACCAGUGACUUGGCUGUCCCCAUCCCUGCAGGAACCUGCCCAUUCUCUCCUGGCUUCUCCCACUGCAGCCCGGCAUGUUUCCCACCUGGGUCCUGCUCUGGCCAGAGGCAUCCCCGUCCCAGCUGCACCACAACCAGCAGCCCCUUCCCUCCACUCAGCCCCCGCUCUGGGGACAUAUCCUCCUCCCGUGUCCCUUGGGAGCGUGACCAGAGGGCCAGCAGCCACGGGGCCAGCACGGGCAGGGGACACGGAGCUGGGCAGUGAGCAGGAGCCGGUGCCUGCGGCCAGCCCUCUCUUGGAUUUGACCCCAAGGAAGCUCCCGAGCUCAGCAGUCCCUCCGCAGCCGCGGGGCCAGCCCUGCCCUGGGGACGUGUCACAGCCGCCCCCCAUCAUCCUGUCACCGCAGGAUGAGCCCUCGCGAAAGCGGCGCUGGCGCUCGGCGAGGAGCGGCCGUUCGCAGCUGUGCCCGCCCCGGGCACGUUUGAGGCUAUGUGUCCCCACGGAGGGCACAACCCUGGGGCUCAGCCACGUCCCUGCAGACGGGAGGUGAGCUCCCCACUGCCCAGCACAGCCUCGCCUCACCUGUUUGCCUCCAGGGGGAGCUACUCCUGCUGUGCCACCUCUGGGGACCGGCCGGGCACUUCACAGCGCUGCCACCGUCCCUGCAGGAGCGGAGCAGCCCCACGCAACGAUAGGCUGGGCUGCAGGAGCUGCUUCUCACAGAAUCACAGAAUGCUCUGGGCUAGAAAGAACCCAUCAGGAUCAUCCAGUCCAACUCCUGGCCGCGCACAGACAACCCAACAAUCCCACCCCGUGCCUGAGAACACUGUCCAAAUGCUUCUUAACUCUGGCAAACAGAGUUAAGAAGCAUUGUCCAAAUGCUUCUUUGACUGGCAAGCACCACGCCCCAAACCCAUGCCAAAGGCUGAGCCCAAACCAGGCUGAGCCCAAGCCAGCCCGAUCCUGGCCUUUCCCACCUAAAAUGAGGACAUUUGAGAAAAGGAUCUCCCACAGGAGCAAUUUAACUCCCUGCAUCCCCUCUCCUACCAUGAGCCAAACUGGACACUGGGAGAGCCCAGAGUUUCAUCUCAGCCUGGGACAGAUUACAACAAUGAGGAGAUUUUUGAACCAGCUCACCUGGGAAUAUCUGGGAACAUCUCUGCUCUCAUGUGGCCAAACCUUCUCCUGCAGCAAUGUCCUGGCCAUGCUUAAUCAGCUUGUAGGACUUAGAGAUCUUUAAAAACUUAGCAUGGAGGCACAAAGCUCAGAAUGGCCAUGGAUGUGAAAGACUUUUAAUUCACCUCCAUCUGUGACACAAGGGCUGGCACCACCCCAUGUCCCUGUCCUCUGCAGCAAAUCUGGCCCUUCUUCCAGCAAGUGCUUAUUCGAGGUUAAUAGGGCAGGAGAAAUGGGUUCUCGCCCAGUACCUGCUCCUGAAAGGCCCUAUUUCUUCCUUAAUUGCAACUCAAAAUCAAAUUAGCAGUUUUAAAUUUACUCUGUGCCCAAGAGGUGCCACGAAGUUAGGGGAGAACACGUUGUACCCUUUGUCCUUAUGUAAUAAAAAGGGUAAAUUCCUCCUGAGGGCAAAA
Messenger RNA from Haemorhous mexicanus (house finch), 5217 nucleotides. RefSeq lists its product as uncharacterized. Gene Ontology annotation, biological process: intrinsic apoptotic signaling pathway in response to endoplasmic reticulum stress; proteasome-mediated ubiquitin-dependent protein catabolic process; protein K63-linked ubiquitination. The coding region runs from base 442 to 1398 and encodes 318 amino acids. The transcript has a single exon. Gene Ontology annotation, molecular function: ubiquitin protein ligase activity. Gene Ontology annotation, cellular component: endoplasmic reticulum membrane. Lineage: Eukaryota; Metazoa; Chordata; Aves; Passeriformes; Fringillidae. The record is from RefSeq and is a predicted model, not a curated record.